Symbiodinium necroappetens is the source of this 1149-nucleotide messenger RNA. Lineage: Eukaryota; Dinophyceae; Suessiales; Symbiodiniaceae. The record is from the annotation of a GenBank genome assembly.
AUGAAGAUUGUGGAGAUCCUACGGCCAGAAGUUGAAAAACGGUUGGCUGAUCUCCGAGAGAAGGAUGGUACAGCUGCUGGCGAUCUCGACGAAGUAUCGGAUGAGGAGCUGGACGGGCCCGAGAUCUUCGAAAUUGACAGUGUAGUGAGUGAUGCAGUUCCUGGUGCCCCCGAAAAUUUGGAUGUCGAGGUCAUUGACGAUUCGCCGAUCGCUGCCGAUGACUGUCCAGCAGCAGCCACGAAAGAUGCGACGAAGCUCUCAGAUCUUGACGUCGAGGCUACGGUGACGGUCUCUCGCAACCGAAACACCGGCACCAAUGGAGCCUUCAAGGACCGGCAGCCACUUCUACCGAAGGGCAACUUGCCCUUCAAUUUCGAGGAGCAAGCCCAGAAAAAGCUGGCGGCCAAGAAUCCCAAGAAGCGACACGGAGAAGAUGAGCUCGAUGGCGAAGCCAAGCGAGCCAGAGUUCAGGAUACUAUGCUGUCCUUGUCGGGCGCUGCGAUUGAGAAUGCUACCGUGCCUGAGGAAUCGGGCCCUGCGGUUCAGAAUGCUAUCGUGCCCGAGGAGUCGGGCCCUGCAGUUGAGAAUGCUAUCGUGUCCGAGGAGCCGGGCCCUUCGAGUGAGAAUGCUAUCCUGUCCGCGGACGAGUCGGGCCCUUCGGGUGAGAAUGCUGUCGUGUCCGAGGAGUCGGGCCCUGCUAUCGUGUCCGAGGAGUCGGGCCCUGUGAUUGAGAAUGCUAUCGUGUCCGAGGAGUCGGGCCCGCAUGCGGUUCAGAAUGCUAUGGUGUCCGAGGAGUCGGGCCUUGCGGGUGAGAAUGCUGCUAUCCCCGAUCCGCCUGCUGGGUUAGCUGCAGCACCUGAGAAUUUGCGAUGGCUCAAUGUGCAAGCCGGCGUUAGUGACUGCUGCCCUGCAUCCGGCCCCGUUGACCCCGAUGAACUCAAGACCCUGAGCUACGUCGUCCCCGCCCCGCCGCAGCUGGAUCCGAAGAAGUGCAAGAGCAUCACAGUGCUGCUGAAUAACAAAGCAUUUUAUGUGAACAACAGCUGGGUUCCAUGCCCGGGGGUGAAAGCUACUUGGUACAACCUGUACGUGGACAAGAAAAGGGGCUCAAGCGUGAAGUGGUCCCGCGGCGAGCUUCGACAUGUGUAG